AUGACUAAUGACAAUAGUAGCGAAACCCUAAUCUCUCUGAUAAACCUUGAAUUGAAAGGAGCUUACCAAGCAGAAGAGAAGUAUUGGAGACAGAGAAGUCGUCAAAUGUGGCUCAGCUUGGGAGACAAGAACAGUGGUUAUUUCCAUGCAGCCACAAGGGGAAGAAGAGCAAGGAAUAAUAUAUCAGUCAUUGAAGAUGAGAAGGGAAAUGCAGUCUAUGAUGAAGUGAAUAUCGAGAGGGUCAUUACGCAUUACUUCACAGAGAUGUUUACCUCUCAAACUGGAGACAGAGCAGAAACGGUGAAACAAAGCAUUUCUCGGAAGAUAAGUGAUGAAACCAACACAAAGCUUAUCUCUAUACCCUCUCCGAAAGAAAUACGAGCGGCUAUCUUCUCAAUACAUCCGGACAAAGCACCGGGUCCGGACGGUUUCUCCGCAAGCUUCUUCUACUCGAAUUGGGGAACAAUUGGUGAAGACAUAACCCUUGAAAUCCAGAAGUUCUUCACUUCCGGAAACCUCCCUCAAGGCAUAAAUGCGACCCACAUCUGUCUAAUACCUAAGAAAACAGCUCCAAAGUCAGUCGCCGAUUACAGGCCAAUCGCUUUGUGUAAUGUGUACUACAAAAUCAUCUCAAAGAUCCUUACCGCAAGAUUGCAUCCAAUUCUAGAUGGGCUAAUAUCCGAGAAUCAGUCAGCCUUCGUUCCAGGAAGAGCUAUCUCCGAUAACGUGAUGAUAACCCACGAGAUCCUUCAUUUCCUGAAAAUAUCACAAGCAAAGAAAAGGACAUCAAUGGCAAUCAAGACCGAUAUGACUAAAGCCUAUGAUCGGGUGGAAUGGGAUUUCAUUAAACUAGUGCUGGAGAGAAUGGGUUCUCAUACCAGGUGGAUAGGCUGGAUAAUGCAAUGUGUGACGUCAGUCACGUUCCAAUUCCUCAUCAAUGGAGCUGCCAAAGGUUUUGUGAAACCCUCCAGAGGAAUACGCCAGGGAGAUCCUCUAUCUCCAUACCUCUUUAUUCUAUGCAGUGAAGUUCUCUCGGGACUCUGCUAUCAAGCACAAGAAUCUGGUCAAAUAGAAGGAGUGAAGAUAGCUAAUAAAGGACCAAAAGUGAAUCACUUACUCUUUGCAGAUGAUACAAUGUUCUUCUGCAAGUCCAAUGAGAGAACAUGUCAAGCUCUUAAGGAAAUCCUGAGGAAAUACGAGGAAGCAUCAGGGCAGAAGAUAAGCUGUCAAAAAUCAGCAAUCACGUUCUCCAAAAAAACUCUAGAGUACGUGAAAAGAAGAGUAAAGAUUUUUCUGGGAAUAAGUCAGGAAGGAGGAAACGGAAAAUACCUCGGACUACCAGAAGCUUUUGGGCGGAAAAAGAAAGAUCUCUUUAAUGCAGUGGUAGAUAGAAUCAGACAGAGAGCAAUCUCUUGGUCAUCCAAACAACUCUCGGGUGCAGGGAAGCUAGUGAUGCUCAAGUCCGUUCUCUCAUCAAUGCCAACCUAUUCUAUGUCAUGCUUCAAACUCCCUGUGAACCUAUGCCAAAGAAUCCAGUCAGUGCUCACUCGGUUUUGGUGGGAUGGAAAUGAUGGAAAACGGAAAAUGUGCUGGAUUGCUUGGGAUAAGCUUACACUUGGGAAACGAGAGGGAGGUUUAGGCCUGCGAGACAUCCAGUGCUUCAAUGACGCCCUGCUGAGCAAACUAAGCUGGCGGUUGAUCUCAAAUCCAGAGUGUCUUUUAGCGAGGCUGCUAAAAGGAAAGUACUUCCCGGAGACAACUUUUCUUGAUUGCGGCUCGUCAGCCGGAAGCUCACACGGUUGGAAAGGGAUAGUCAUCGGAAAAGACCUGUUAAAAGAAAAGAUUGGAAAUGUUAUUGGAAAUGGUAAAAGCACAAGCGUCUGGAACGAUCCGUGGCUCUCAACUAAGGAACCAUUAAGACCAAUGGGUCCGGCUCCAGAACAGUUUAAAGACAUGAAAGUAGCUGAGCUAUUGCUACCUCUAUCAAGACAAUGGAAUGAAGAGCUGAUAAAUGAGCUAUUACCUCAUCACAAAGAGGAAAUUCUAUGCAUUGUCCCUGGAUCGUUUGACCUGGAUGAUAAGCUCGCUUGGCUCCCGCAUAAGUCCGGUGAUUACACAGUCAAAACCGGCUAUCACGUAGCACGAGCACGAAGACCCUCCACGCAGAGCCCUACAACAGUAGACGAAUUCAAUUGGAUCACGGAGGUGUGGGAUGGAAAAUUUGCACCAAAGUUUAAAAUUUUUCUAUGGAAAGCAGUGCAAGGAGCUUUACCGGUGGGAGAAAAUCUAGCCUCGAGGGGAAUCGCACAGCAAGCAACCUGCAUCCACUGUGGAGCCCCUGAGUCGACUCUCCAUAUGUUGUUUCACUGCAGUCUAGCCCAGGAGGUGUGGAGCUUAGCUCCGUUCCGAAUCCAAAUCACCUUCGGAAAUCUCAUGGAUUUGAAAGCCGGAAUCAAAGCGAUGAACAAGACCAUCAGCUUACCACCCACUGGAAUUAGAGCAGGAACCUUGGCGCCAUGGAUUAUGUGGAGCAUCUGGAUGACUAGAAAUAACAAGAUCUUCAACAGGAGAAGUUUCACCGCGAGAGAAACCCUAAAUCUGGCUUUAAUUCGGGCACGGGAAUGGCAAGAGGCGCAGGAGAAAACCCCCCCCCCCCAGUCGUCUCGCAGAGUAGACCACUUAGAGACCCAAUUCCCUCACGCUUUGUCCGCUGCAACACAGAUGGAGCUUGGAAUGAAGCGGAGAAGAUAG
This is a messenger RNA of Microthlaspi erraticum, 2751 nucleotides long. The record is from the annotation of a GenBank genome assembly. NCBI's taxonomy places the organism in Eukaryota, Viridiplantae, Streptophyta, Magnoliopsida, Brassicales, Brassicaceae.